ACCCCAAAAAUUGAAUCCAACGCCUAAACCCUGAAAGCGUUAAACCCUAAACCCCAGAAGCAAAACCCGCCUUCGUUCUUCGCUCUUCAAAUUUCUAUCUGAAGUAUCUGAUUGUAUAAUCCAGAGCUUCAACAAGAGGAAUUGAGAGUUCACAUGUUUGGGUAAGCAAAUGGCUCUGAGAUAUCGGCGUUUGAGAGAAAUCUCAAGACUUUUGCCGCAAAUUCACUCCGGUGAUUGUUAUAUACAAUGUAGAUCGGCCACAAAAUUAGCAGCAUUGUCCAUCAUUCCUCGAGUAUAUUCUUGGGAGAGAAAUGGUACGAGGAUGCCACAGAGUAGGUUCUCAACCACUUCAGAAGUUUCAUACAACUCUACCCAGGAGCUUGAUCUUUUGUCCUUCAUUAAAUCGUCAUUGGAUGAGCGUGAAGGCCCAUCCCAUUGUUGGUUGAAUAGGUCCAAAGGUAACAGAGAUUUCCUUGGAAGAGAUGGAACUUUCUUGGUUCUUGCUGGGCGGUGUGAAACUUUCUUAACAACUUGUGAAUCUGUUAUGAUGUUAGAAAAAGUGAAGUCACUUCAACAGAGGUAUCCUCAGCUCCAUGUCAUGGGUUUUCUGUCAGGCAGUUCAGUUAGUUUAGCUGCUGAUCGAAGCCACCUAAUCCAAUAUGUAAUGAAGGAAUAUGUCACUUUUCCUGUCAUAUUGUCUAACAGGACCUUCCCUGAGAUGGACAAUGGGGCCUGCUACAUUUUAUUCAAAGAUUUUGAAAGUCCAGUGUUUUACCAUGAGAAGGACCUUGAUCUCAGAAUUCUUAACAAAGCCGUUGAGGAAUUUCAUGUGCAAGAUGAUGGGAGAGCCAGGUCCAGAGAUAACUUGAAAAGCACUUGGGUGAAGCAAUUUGAGAUUAUCAAGGAGCCAUAUGUCUAUGCUUUGAGGAAUUUACUCCUUAACUUCCCAGGGUGUGUCUCUGCAGAUGAAAGUGGGAACCGUCUCUUCCUUUCUGACAGCAGCCACCAUCGGAUUAUUGUAUUUGAUGGAAACGGAAAGAUUCUGGACUGUAUUGGUUCCUCCCCAGGUUUCGAGGAUGGAAACUUUGAAUCUGCCAAGAUGGUGCGCCCUGCAUCCUCACUUUAUGAUGCUGCUGAGGAUUCCCUAUAUUUCGUUGAUUCAGAGAAUCAUGCCAUCAGGAAAGCUGAUUUGGGUAAGCGGGUACUAGAAACUGUUUAUCCGAAUUAUGACGCCAGUAAGAAAAGUAACUCAAUUUGGACCAGAAUCAUGAUCAAGCUGGGUUUGAGAAGCAAUGAUAAGCGGCCUGAAGAAUUUGAUAUACAAGCACUAAUGUUUCCUUGGCACCUGAUGAAAUCCAGUGAAGAUAGUUUUUUCAUUAUAAACCGAAGCUUUGAAACUUUAUGGAUCCUAAAUUUGGCUUCAGGAGAGAUAGAACAAGUUGUCAAAGGGUUCCCAAAGAUUUUGGAUGUCUGUGGGCCGCAGAUCAUGGAGAAAGUAUCCCUGUUGAAGCAGAUGCCACAUGAUUGGUUGCGACAGCAGACUAAUGCUGUCUGUUCACCAAAGAGGCUUCCAUAUGCUAGUCUUAUAUCUUCAUUGACGACCUUGCAGAAUCACGUGAUCCUUUGUGACAUGGUUGGACAGCAGAUUUUGAAACUAAGUGAAGAAGCUGGAGUAUGUUCGGCGUUCCAAUUUUCGAAUUUUGGAAUCCUUGGAUUGCCAUAUUGGCUGGCUUCCUCCUUGGAGAGAGUUUGUACAGUGGUUGGUGGGCAUCAAGAAGAGAUUGAUCAUCAGGAAUGUUUCAGUUUGUUACCAGGUAGAAUUGGUAUACAAUUAAAUGUUGAAAUCCCUGUGGGUACUGAGCUUGUAGAACAGUUACAAGAGGGGUGUAUAUGGCGCCAGGCAAGGGGUGCUGCCACUGAAGUGUUAGGGGCAGAGGAUGCAGGAGGAUCUUCAGAGAAGGUUGGUGCUGCCCAACAAUGGUAUGAUGAAUUGGAUAAUCUUGCCUUUUCACUAUCGACACCUGAAUCAGAGUUAAAUGUUGAAGAUGAUCGUACAACUUCAGAUAUAGGAUUUCAAGAUGCGAGAGUUCACAUUGAUUGUGCUGUCAAUACAAGUCCUGGUACAAGUGAGGUCAUUGUUUAUGCAGCAUUGUAUUUAAAACUUAGAAAGCAAGAAUUAUUAGAGGCUGAUCAGGAGAAAUGUGCAGCAAGGAUAGCAGAUAUUUUGAACUCGGAGAGAAGUGGAAAGAUGGGAAGAGAUUCAUUCAUCCAAUUCUUGUUAAACUCAAACAGAGAUUUGAGAGACCUCAUCUUCAUGAAACCUCUCCAUGUGAGGGUGAAAUUGGAUUGCCUUGAUCACCCAAAGGCAGCUAAUGGAAAAGACAUUAUCUUAACAGACUCCAACAUUGAGGUCAAUGUAUUACUCAGCUCAUAAUAUUUGAUUCAUUGUGGCAUUAUUACGUAUUGUUCUUUUAUUCUUUACAAUUUGAUUGCGUUGUAACCAGUAUCCAUGAUAAUGUAAUUGUACCUGCAAAUGGUAUCUUAGAUACUACCUUUGGAAUUUAUUUUGAAAUAUCAAGCAAGGGUGCCUUUGGUAGUUUGUACAGAGGGUGAUAUUUUAU
Molecule: messenger RNA, 2621 nt
Organism: Rosa rugosa (rugosa rose)
Lineage: Eukaryota; Viridiplantae; Streptophyta; Magnoliopsida; Rosales; Rosaceae
Exons: 18
Coding region: 170-2434 (754 amino acids)
Source: RefSeq, a predicted model, not a curated record